Molecule: messenger RNA, 1581 nt
Organism: Seriola aureovittata
Lineage: Eukaryota; Metazoa; Chordata; Actinopteri; Carangiformes; Carangidae
Gene: bcl2l16
Product: BCL2 like 16
Exons: 2
Coding region: 421-1005 (194 amino acids)
Biological process (GO): extrinsic apoptotic signaling pathway in absence of ligand; intrinsic apoptotic signaling pathway in response to DNA damage; regulation of apoptotic process
Cellular component (GO): mitochondrial outer membrane
Molecular function (GO): protein heterodimerization activity; protein homodimerization activity
Source: RefSeq, a predicted model, not a curated record
GCGCUGCUCGUGUUGGAAUGAGAUGUGUGUCAGAAACAGCUACGAUCGUGCACAUGAGGUUGGAGAUCAGUGUCAGUUUCUCUAUAUUUAGCUGUUGAGGGGACUGGGUGACCCAGUGUGACUUCAACACACACAGACACACUCCUCUGGACCCGGCACUCUUUCACCUGCUGGCUCUCCCCUCAGCUCUGCUGUGUGUUUAUCUCUCUGAAGAGGACGUGAGUUGUAAAUACUUUAUUUCCUUAUCAAGCACGACUCUGCAGGAUGUGUCUUAAUGUCAUUUUUAAACAGUGUCCCUGCACCACCAUGACAGCCUGAUGGGACUCAGAGAAUGGCUGUGCUGCUUGGACACAGAGCUGUGAGCUGCCGUCUAAUGAGAAUACAGCUUAGUGAUUAGUGAAGUGGCAGUUGGAGGCGACCAUGUGUCAGUUGGAGGAGCCAGAGGCCAGACUGGGCCUGAACAGUCCUGACCCACUGGUGAGAGAGGCUUUUCUCAUGGCACAUGACUACAUAAACUAUGUAACCACAGGGGGGGUAGAUGGGACCAUGGGUCCUGCCCCUACAGCCUGCACCGCAGCCCUGCGCCACGCCGGAGAUGAGCUCCUCAACCGUUUCCCCAUCUUCUUCAGGCGCUGGCCUCGUGUCUUCCAGGAUGUGACGGAGAACACGGCCUGCCCCAUGCUCAUGAGCAUCCUGGACGAGCACUUCUUUCCUCCCGUCCCCGGGGGGCGCCGCAGGGACCUGGCCUGGAGCGCGGUGCUGUCGGUGUACGUGCUGGCUGGACAGAUGGCUCUGCAUUGCCACGAGAGGGGCAUGAUGGUGGUCCUGCCCCAGCUGAAGGAGUGUGUGGGUGCCUACGUGGAGAAGGUCAUCUGCCCUGAAAUACGGGACAAGGGAGGAUGGAAGCAGGACUUGGAAAGCCAGGUGAAGAAGGUGUGCUGCUGGACACUGCUGGCUCUGGCUGUCAGCAUCCUCACCUACUUGAUGUGGAAGAGAAUGGCCUAGCCUGCACUGCCACCUAGCAGCCACAGGCAGAAACUGUCCCACAAUCACACAUCAAAAUGUCUGCAGUAGCCUUUCAUAGACUUUCCAUUCUAUGAGAACGUCACAUCACAGUAAUUUUCAUUUACAUAUUUGAUGUCCAGGUCAAAACAGACGUACAAACUUGUUGGGGCCUGUUUAUGGAGGAUUUCAGCCAUUUGUCACAGUAUGGCAAAAACUGAACUAACAAUAUUUCUCUAACAGUAUGUGGACUUUAAUUUGGUUAUUAAUUUAUUUACAGUGUGACAAGGCUACAGAGAUUACAGCAACUAAAAUGACUGGAUUUAAUUAUGCUGUACAGAGCCUUGAAAUAUAAUACCUGCAUUUGUAUUAUCAUCUGGAAGUUUGUUAUAACUGCUGAGUUGAUAAACAUACAGCACCAACAGUUAGCUGCUGGGGUAAAUUCAAACUUCAUCUCAAUUACAAAUUAAUGUAGUGCAUCAUUCAGCUUUGACAUGUGAGCAGCAGUAAUUAUUCAAAGAGCAGUUAAACAAGUUUAUGUAGUUUAGUGCUUGUGCUCAAAUAAAAACCCUGAUCUAC